AUGGAUGCCCUCGUCGAUGUUUUCGAAUCCAUUCCGGCCACCUCUGCAUCCGCCCCUGAGCCGCAUGAGCAAUUUAUCGAAGGAUGCUUGCCUCCACAAACGGACAUUCCCGUGGACUACGAGUUCCAGCGGGACUACGGAAGCACGUUUCAGUGCUGCAUCAUUGCGUAG
Postia placenta MAD-698-R-SB12 is the source of this 171-nucleotide messenger RNA. RefSeq lists its product as hypothetical. The transcript has a single exon. Lineage: Eukaryota; Fungi; Basidiomycota; Agaricomycetes; Polyporales; Adustoporiaceae. The coding region runs from base 1 to 171 and encodes 56 amino acids. The record is from RefSeq and is a predicted model, not a curated record.